GGAGCCAAAAUCCGAAACUGCUGCAAGGAACGGAGAAUGCAAAUGAAGGGAAACCCUUUCUACAAACUUUACUGAAACCCUUCAGAAUGCACCAUUUCAAGCCUGUUUAAAGGGAGCCCUCUGCAGCUAGGAAUCGCACAGAACUGGACAACAAUGCUUUGCAGGGAAACAUCUGUUUGAGAUUCAGCAGUUUUCCUACUGGCUAUCAGGAUCCUAUUGAAGGGAUUUGUACUUCUGAUGCAACGUAGAGAAAGCUUUAAUCAGAAGUCCCAGAGAAUCACCGGAGGCUCAAUGGCAACGGAAGCUCUGCAGCUGUGUGCCAAGUUUUUGAACUGGAUCAAGGGAAGAGAGGCCAAGUUCAUUCCUGGCUCCACCAUGAUCUUCCUGGUUCUGUUUGUCUGGACUGUGCCUUGCAUAGCUAACCAUCUUCUCAGUAGCUUUGUAAAAGCUGAAAAUCAGAAAGGCUCUCGGCAACUUGUAUGCAGCAUGCCAGGGCCACAAGGCCCUCCAGGCCCUCCAGGAGCUCCAGGUUCCCCUGGCACUAUAGGAAGGAUGGGCUUCCCAGGAAGAGAUGGACAGGAUGGAAAGGACGGGGAGAAAGGAGAGGUGGGAGAUGAAGGUCCAGAAGGCAAAGCAGGAAACUCAGGCAAGCCAGGGCCAAAAGGAAAAGCAGGAGCCAUUGGCAAAGCUGGUCCUCGUGGUCCAAAGGGUCUGAAAGGAAAUGCUGGGAAAAGUGGAGGACCAGGAAAGAAAGGCCCCAAAGGAGCACGGGGUGACAUUGGGAUGCCAGGCCCCUGCAGCUGUGGGGCCACUAAAGCCAAGUCAGCCUUCUCUGUGGCAGUGACCAAAAGCUACCCAAGGGAAAGACUGCCCAUAAAGUUCGACAAGAUCCUAAUGAAUGAAGGUGAGCAUUACAAUGCUUCCAGUGGGAAAUUUGUAUGCAGUAUCCCUGGCGUCUACUACUUUACCUAUGAUAUCACUUUGGCCAAUAAACAUUUGGCUAUUGGGCUGGUGCACAAUGGACAGUACCGGAUAAAAACAUUUGAUGCCAACACUGGUAACCAUGACGUAGCUUCUGGGUCAACUAUUCUUUCUCUAAAACAAGAUGAUGAGGUCUGGCUGCAGAUCUUCUACUCUGAACAGAAUGGACUCUUUUAUGAUCCCUACUGGACAGACAGCCUUUUUACUGGCUUUCUGAUAUAUGCUGAUGAGGAUUACGUCAAUGAAAUAUAAAGAGAGACUCCAUUGCCAACAAAUCCUAAUAAGAAACUGAGCAUGAAAAAACGGUAUAGCUACAAUGUACAUACAGCUGUGAAACAGCCCUCUUUCUGCAGUGGCAGGCCUAAUAUGGACUGUGGCCCAAAGUCCCUGCUACAAUAUUUAUAGCCAGAUAAGUUGUCAAAGGCUCGGUUCAGACAUAACACAAAUCCCUAGUUUAUUAACUAUGGUUAGUUUGUGAAGCCCGAAUUUGGCUUACAGAAGACUGCUGAAAAUGCUGGUUUGCUCCACCCACAAAAAUGCUGGUUUCAUUGGCCUUUUUUCCCCCCUCUUCGCCGACAGAAACCUGGCUGGUUUGCAUUGCAGCAAAGACUGCACUGGGAACAAGCUAGAAGUAAGCCAGGAUGUCCACAUUUUUAUGUCUUACAAAACUUUAUUUAAAACUAAUUGCGGUUAGCCAACCAACUUCAACCAUGGUCUCAAAUUCUAGUUUGAUAAGUAACCAUAGUUAGUGGAGCAUCCUGUGUUCUAACAGCCACUAACUACAGUGAUGUGUAUCCAGUCACCCACAGGCUGCUUCUCUCCUUGUUGUAGCCCACUGAGCCCC
Molecule: messenger RNA, 1825 nt
Organism: Eublepharis macularius
Lineage: Eukaryota; Metazoa; Chordata; Lepidosauria; Squamata; Eublepharidae
Gene: C1QTNF2
Product: C1q and TNF related 2
Exons: 4
Coding region: 238-1233 (331 amino acids)
Molecular function (GO): protein binding
Source: RefSeq, a predicted model, not a curated record